Sparassis crispa is the source of this 318-nucleotide messenger RNA. RefSeq lists its product as hypothetical. Lineage: Eukaryota; Fungi; Basidiomycota; Agaricomycetes; Polyporales; Sparassidaceae. The transcript is spliced from 4 exons. Bases 1 to 318 code for a protein of 105 amino acids. The record is from RefSeq and is a predicted model, not a curated record.
AUGCAGAACAUGGACGACAGCAACUGGCAGAAUUCCAAGGGACAGGGGGUGGGUGGCGUGUACGACCAGACCAGGCAGGCAGGCCAGGAGACUAUGGGCGGCGGACAUGGGUCUGGCGUCGCUGGCGGCCCCAAAGGCUCCGAACAAAAGCAGUCCACUCAGAGCUCGGGCCAGAAGAAUUGGCCGGAGCAUGGAACUGAGGCCGUUGGCCAGAAGGCCGGCAUGAACAUGAGUGACCAAAAUGCAGCGAGUGCUUCUACUUUUAUCGACGAGGAGACACCGGAGUAUUGUGAAGGCCAUGGCCUUCCUGGCGUGUGA